AUGCCUCGAGGAAAGUGGAUUGACAAGAAGACGGCCCAGCACUUCACGCUGGUCCACCGACCGCAAAAUGACCCUCUCAUCCACGACGAGAAUGCCCCGGCCAUGGUCCUAAAUCCAACCCAACCAAAGCCUGGAUCGUCAAAAGUCAAACACCUUGAUGAUUUGGCAUCAGAAUUUGGCUCUGAUGCCGCUGCAAUUCGAGCUAACGAAGGCGAAGCUGCCAACUACGGCGUGUACUUCGACGAUACCGAAUAUGAUUACAUGCAACAUUUGCGAGAUCUGAACUCUGCCCCCAGCGGUGAGGUCGUCUUCAUUGAUGCCAACACCAAAACCAAGGGCAAGCAAAAGGAGUCACUGGAAGAUGCUUUGAAAAAGAUGGACCUGGAACAAAAGUCUGGCGACUUAUUCGACGACGGAAUGCUUCCCUCGAAAAACCUCACCAGAGUCACCUACCAGGCGCAACAAGACGUCCCCGAUUCUAUCCGUGGAUUCCAGCCCGACAUGGACCCUAGAUUAAGGGAAGUCCUUGAAGCCUUGGAAGACGAAGCAUACGUUGAUGACGAAGACGACGACGUCUUCAAGAACCUUACCAAGGACGGCCAGGAGCUACGUGACGACGAAUUCGAUGGUGACUUCUUCGACGAAGAUGACGAAGGCUGGGAGUCAGACGAUACUGCCAAGCCCACAAAGGAGUACAACGAGGCGGUACCGGAUCUUGUUGCAGUUCCAGAGCAACCUGAGGUUGGGCCAUCGCAAGACUGGAUGGAGGAUUUUAAGCAAUUCAAAAAGGAGCAGAAAUCCGGCAAGCCGCGCGCUGCGCCAUCUCAAUCAGAACUCCAGUCCACAUGGACCACUACCACCAACGGCGGCAAGAAAAAGAAGAGAAAGGGGGCAUUGACAGAUGCCUCCAGCUAUUCCAUGACGUCGUCGUCACUCUUCCGAACAGAGCAAAUGACCUUUUUGGAUGCCAGAUUUGACAAAGUUGAAGAGUCGUAUCUCGAGGACCCUGAAGAUGACAUGGCGUCCAUGUCUCAAGCAUCGACUUCCAGUGUUGUCGGGCCCACGAGAAGGGAUUUCGACGGAAUUUUGGAUGAUUUUCUGGGAAGCUAUACGAAGCCUGGGAAGAGAACAUCGAAGAAGUCUAAAGCACAAACUGGUCUAGAGCAGUUGGAAGAGAUUCGGAGAGAAUUGGGUCCGCCGCGCAUUCGUGGCAGAAAUGUUGGUAAAUAG
Pochonia chlamydosporia 170 is the source of this 1230-nucleotide messenger RNA. Its product is annotated as low-temperature viability protein ltv1. The record is from RefSeq and is a predicted model, not a curated record. Bases 1 to 1230 code for a protein of 409 amino acids. Gene Ontology annotation, biological process: ribosomal small subunit biogenesis; ribosomal small subunit export from nucleus. The transcript is spliced from 2 exons. Gene Ontology annotation, cellular component: nucleus; cytosol; preribosome, small subunit precursor. Lineage: Eukaryota; Fungi; Ascomycota; Sordariomycetes; Hypocreales; Clavicipitaceae.